Molecule: messenger RNA, 1471 nt
Organism: Oncorhynchus keta (chum salmon)
Lineage: Eukaryota; Metazoa; Chordata; Actinopteri; Salmoniformes; Salmonidae
Product: zinc finger protein 391-like
Exons: 3
Coding region: 209-1450 (413 amino acids)
Biological process (GO): regulation of transcription by RNA polymerase II
Molecular function (GO): RNA polymerase II cis-regulatory region sequence-specific DNA binding; DNA-binding transcription factor activity
Source: RefSeq, a predicted model, not a curated record
CUUUCCCCCUUCUGAUGACCAGGUGGCGAAUCGCAUCUCUGCAUGUCUGGCAGACAUAUCAGUGUGGAUAACGGAUCACCACCUCAAGCUGAACCUCGGCAAGACGGAGCUGCUCUUCCUCCCGGGGAAGGACUGCCCGUUCCAUGAUCUCGCCAUCACGGUUGACAACUCCAUUGUGUCCUCCUCCCAGAGCGCUAAGAACCUUGGCAUGAUCCUGGACAACACCCUGUCGUUCUCAACUAACAUCAAGGCGGUGGCCCGUUCCUGUAGGUUCAUGCUCUACAACAUCCGCAGAGUACGACCCUGCCUCACACAGGAAGCGGCGCAGGUCCUAAUCCAGGCACUUGUCAUCUCCCGUCUGGAUUACUGCAACUCGCUGUUGGCUGGGCUCCCUGCCUGUGCCAUUAAACCCCUACAACUCAUCCAGAACGCCGCAGCCCGUCUGGUGUUCAACCUUCCCAAGUUCUCUCACGUCACCCCGCUCCUCCGCUCUCUCCACUGGCUUCCAGUUGAAGCUCGCAUCCGCUACAAGACCAUGGUGCUUGCUUACGGAGCUGUGAGGGGAACGGCACCUCAGUACCUCCAGGCUCUGAUCAGGCCCUACACCCAAACAAGGGCACUGCGUUCAUCCACCUCUGGCCUGCUCGCCUCCCUACCACUGAGGAAGUACAGUUCCCGCUCAGCCCAGUCAAAACUGUUCGCUGCUCUGGCUCCCCAAUGGUGGGACACACUCCCUCACGACCGAGGCAGAGGAGAGUCCCCCAGAUCAGAACACCUCAAGAAACACCAGUGGAAACCCACAGGAAAGAAAUCUCACCACUGCUCUGACUGUGGGAAGAGAUUCACCUCUUCAACAGACCUUAAAAGACAUCAGAGAAUCCAUACAGGAGAGAAACCUUAUAGCUGUAAUCAAUGUGGGAAGAGUUUUAGUGUUACAAGCAGCCUGAAAGCACACCAGAAAACACACACAAGAGAGAAAUCGUAUAGUUGUGAUCAAUGUGGGAAGAGUUUUGUUACAUCUAGCAUUCUGACUACACACCAGAGAACACACACAGGAGAGAAACCUUAUAGCUGUGAUCGGUGUGGGAAGAGUUUUACUACAUCUAACCAACUGACUAUACACCAGAGAAUACACACAGGAGAGAAACCUUACCACUGCUCUGACUGUGGAAGGAGUUUUGUUUCUUCCCAAUAUUUAAAAUCACACAAGAGAACACACACAAUAGCGAAACCUUACCACUGCUCUGACUGUGGAAAAUGUUUUGUUUCUUCACAAUAUUUAAAAUCACACCAGAAAACACACACAGGUGAGAAGCCUUAUAGCUGUGAUCAAUGUGGGAAGAGAUUUAGUCACUCAAGCAACCUGAUGGUACAUUUGAGAACGCACACUGAGAGAAACCUUAUAGCUGUGAUCAAUGUGGCAAGAGUUUUACUUCAUUUAGCCAGCUGACUAUACACCAGAGAACACACA